This is a messenger RNA of Eruca vesicaria subsp. sativa (arugula), 1191 nucleotides long. Lineage: Eukaryota; Viridiplantae; Streptophyta; Magnoliopsida; Brassicales; Brassicaceae. The record is from the annotation of a GenBank genome assembly.
AUGGCGUAUCGGAGAAAACAAGGGAUCACAAGAGCUUCCACGUUCAACGACGAUAUCUACAAUCAAACACCUGAUCACGACUACGGUGAUCUCAAAGGUCACUCCAAUGGCGGUUCCUCCUUCAGAUCUUCUCAAUCUUUCUCUUCUCAUUCCUCCCUUGCCGCUCAAGCAAUCCGCGCUUCCUCUGCUCUUAACCCUAAUUCCAAUUCUCAGGUACGAGGAUUCACGGCUUACGAAGAUGCAACCAAGAACGAGAGCCGCGGUUUCUGGGGAAUCCUAGCUCAGAAAGCCAAAUCAAUCCUCGAGGACGAAGACGAACAGCAGCAGGAACAGCAGAACGACGUCGUCUCGGAGCCCUUGACUAAUAACAACAAUCCAACCAUACGCAAAAGCAUAGACAAGAUCACAACAUCUCUGAAUCAGAUAGGAGACAGCUUCGAGAAAGCAUUCGAGGAAGGCCGUACGAUGGUAGCUUCCCAAAUGAGACGUAAAGGAUCAGACGUAAUGGAUUCAUCAGAGAAUCACAAUCAAUCCUCUGGUUCAAACAGUCCAUGGCAACCAUUAACACAACCUAACCCACACGAGUCUCAGCUCAAAGCGUCUCGUGACGUAGCCAUGGCUACGGCAGCCAAAGCCAAGCUCCUCCUACGUGAAUUGAAGACGGUUAAAGCCGACCAAGCUUUCGCUAAACAACGGUGCUCGCAGCUGGAAGAGGAAAACAAACGGUUAAGAGAUAACCGGGAAAAGGGAACCAACAAUCCAGCUGAUGAUGACCUAAUUAGGCUUCAGCUAGAGACGUUGCUUGCGGAGAAAGCAAGAUUAGCACAUGAGAACUCGAUUUACGCGAGAGAGAACCGGUUCUUGAGAGAGAUUGUUGAGUAUCAUCAGUUAACUAUGCAGGAUGUUGUUUAUAUAGAUGAAGGUAUUGAAGAAUUGGCUGAGGUGAAUCCUUCGAUUACAAGAACGCUCUCCAUGGCUUCGUUCCCUGCUUCUGAGUUCCCAUCUUCGGUCUCUCCUUCGUCUCCGGCUUCGCCUUCUCGGCUUUCGGCUUCUACCGAUAUUUAUCCAGUUUUGGUUCAGCAGAGUUCGGCUAGUGAUGUUGGUGGUGAUGAGAGUCCUAGACCGGUUCGACCACCUUCUUUGGGAUACACGGAUGAUGGUAAGAGACCAUUGUCACAGAUGUCUGUUUAG